AUGGAUAAGGAAUAUCUAUCUGUGGAGAAAGAUUGGGACUUUAUUAUGGAUAUAAUUGAAAAUGGUGACGUUUCUGACGUAAGUUUGAGUGGAGAUGAGGAUGACAGUGUACCACUUAUUGAAAGGCAAGCUCCACAAAUAGUGAAACGUGUUGGAGCAGAUAAAGUGGGAGUGAAUGAUGUGUGUAGAAACACCAUAUCUGAAGAUGACGGAGACGUGGUGGAUGCUGAAAUGAACUUCUUAUGCAAUGAAAACAACCGAGAAUUGAAUAACCUGUGUGACAACAUAAUGGUGACACCUGAAGAAUCCAUAAAAUGGAAAUUCAAGCCUCUAAGUACCGUGGCAGAAACAUACAAAGCUCCAAAAUUUGAAGAAUCUGUCUUGUGUUCUCCAAUACAAUACUUCAAAAGAUAUAUACCAGAUGAUUUGUUCACUAGCAUGACAGCACAUACUAAUAUUUAUGCAUUCCAACAAGGCAAAUCCUCAUUCAAGCAGACAACUCAAGAACUGGAGGCGCUAUUUGGUUUGCAUAUACUGACUGGCGCUUUGAAAUUUCCCAGAUUACAAAUGUAUUGGGAUACAAGCCUGAAGGUAAAUGUGUUUUGGGAAAACAUGUCACGAUACAGAUUUUUAGAAUUGCGAACAAACUUACACUUGGUGAACAAUCUGGAGAAGCCACCUGAAAAUGAACUUUACAAAGUCAGGCCAGUUUACACAGCCAUUCGAAAUUGCUGCAGUGAACUUCCUAUAGAAGAGAAUGUUUGUGUGGACGAAGGAAUUAUUCCUUUCACUGGGAAGUUUUCUCCAAAGCAGUAUGUCAAGGGGGAAGAAGUUCAUGGGGAAUAA
This is a messenger RNA of Schistocerca piceifrons (Central American locust), 846 nucleotides long. RefSeq names its product piggyBac transposable element-derived protein 3-like. The transcript has a single exon. The coding region runs from base 1 to 846 and encodes 281 amino acids. Lineage: Eukaryota; Metazoa; Arthropoda; Insecta; Orthoptera; Acrididae. The record is from RefSeq and is a predicted model, not a curated record.